AUGGCUCCAGCAAACGUGGACUUGGCCGUCUCGAUACCUACCUUCAUCGGAUCUGUCUUGUCCGCUCUGUUUACAUUUACCGUUCUAAUUUUACACUUUAUUUCUCCACCUCGACGCCGGCAUGUCCGUCAUGCGCUCAUUGUCAACCUUCUUCUAUCCGGUAUGAGAUGUGCUUUGGAGGAGGAUUUGUGCAACACGAUUCACCGACGGCCCACGAACGCAAGCUUUCAACUAAGUCUUGGCCGGUAUACGUACAUGCCGCUGCUACGGCCCUCGAAAUUCACCACCACAACAGCCUUAAUAUUUUGCACCUACCUAGUGCAGGACCAAAAAGAAAAGUGCAGAGCCCGUUUCCAGAGAUACAACGAUUCUGGGAACACAGUAGCGGGGAUUUGCUCUCUGCCAUCUUGGUGUCCCGAUUACAGUAUCCGUGGCCACGCGACGUUUGAUCGGACUUUGGGUGCGCCCUUGGAUCAGGUCAUUCCAUCACCUUGGGGACCUGUGGCUCCCGAUUUCGAGAUACAGCACGAUAACAUACUCGUCGCCAAGGGAAUACAGUAUGACUACAUCACCCAUAUCAACAACGUUGACAAUGUCACGAUGGAAGAGGACAAUGAUACAGACCAGGACUUCACGAGAUGCAUCUUAGAACUAUUCAAGUUCAUAAUUGGGAUUGAGAUGGAUGCAGAGCUUCAAUCACAUGAAUUAGGGACAAGACGAGCUGGGCUCAUCUGGCGGAUAAUGUGUGGAGAUUGCUUUUGCAUGCAGACUCCUGCGCCCCCUAUCGCAGGUCUCUUCUUCAACGUAUUUCUGAGCAUCAUGUUCCGUCUGAGUCCUGAUUGCCCAGUAGCACAAGAUGCCGAACAAAGUGUAUUUGAUCCCAAUCUCAAUCAAUACAUGGAGCUUGUUGACCGGCUUCUCGAAAUGGAACCAGAUAGUCGACCGUUUCUUCCUGAUACGAGGAGGUUGCGACAAAUAUACCAUGAUACACAGACAAAAUUUGUGAGUAUUGAGCAGCGUCAAGAGGCUUUUUGGAUGGGUUGCAUGGCGGACUCGAUCCGAGACCUCAUGGUCCGAGCCGGAGAGGCUGGUAUCAUGUCUGAAGUUGUCGACCUCCUCGGAAAUAAACCUGAGACUAUACAAAGCCUACAAAAAUCUGCGCUGAAUUCGCAUGCUCUACUAGACCCGCCGAGUCUGUAUUGGAGUCAAAUCCACUAG
Messenger RNA from Colletotrichum phormii, 1218 nucleotides. RefSeq lists its product as uncharacterized. Bases 1 to 1218 code for a protein of 405 amino acids. The transcript is spliced from 4 exons. NCBI's taxonomy places the organism in Eukaryota, Fungi, Ascomycota, Sordariomycetes, Glomerellales, Glomerellaceae. The record is from RefSeq and is a predicted model, not a curated record.